Baudoinia panamericana UAMH 10762 is the source of this 984-nucleotide messenger RNA. RefSeq lists its product as uncharacterized. The record is from RefSeq and is a predicted model, not a curated record. Lineage: Eukaryota; Fungi; Ascomycota; Dothideomycetes; Mycosphaerellales; Teratosphaeriaceae. The transcript has a single exon. Gene Ontology annotation, cellular component: membrane. The coding region runs from base 279 to 800 and encodes 173 amino acids.
UAUCAACAAAACGUUCCCGAAUGCGAGCUGGCUUAGAAAGCCCGGCGAGCUCGCAUUCGUAUUUCAUGGAUGCGAACGUAUAAAACAGUACAACACAGCAUAGUUCGGUAAAAGUCAGACCGUACCUCCCUCUCUACACGGUGUGCUUGCUGCCAUAGAGAUAUACACUUUCUACCCCGAGCCUACAAGUGGCACCUGAAGCUGGAAUUUCGGCACUGUGUGCACAGUGUUGCAAGCCGGUGAACCCGAUCGUGGAAUACCAACACGGGCGAGCGGCGAUGGCAUCUCUACUAUCAUCCCUGGGCCUCCGAGCAACAAACCCGCUCUCACCACUUCCUUCCCACGCAGCAAGCUACCUCAUCUUCCACUUCCUCUUCGCCUACGGCGUCCUCUCCUCCCGCACGCUCAAGCAGAUCUACGGCCUUGACCACAACGUCAGCCCGCGCGAGGAUCUGGGCAAAUACGGGCCUGAAGCCGUCAAAAGCGGCAAGAUCACCCAGAAGCAGCUCGACAUGAUGAAACGCACCGAGAGCGCUUCCGCCAACAGUGUGGAGCACUACACGCUUUUCGUGGCGUCGAUGCUCUGGGCGCAGAUGACGGGAUUGCCGAACGCGGAGAUCAAUGCGAGUGCGCUUGUGUAUACGCUGGCGAGGGUGGUGUAUGCGGCGGUGUAUGUACUGGUUGAUCGGCCAGCUUUGAGUCAGAUAAGGGGUUUAAUGUGGUGGACGAGCAACCUGGUGUGCUUCCGGCUGCUGUGGCUCGGUGGCACGGCGAUCAAUCGGACGGUCGCAUUGAGCUAGACUGCGAGGACGAUCACGGCUAGCUGGUUUGAUGAUGCUGCUGCCGCUAUGAGCGAUUGCGGUUCGUCAGUCAACAUUCUCCGACCGAAAGUGGCUUGCGGCUUUUGGUAUCGUAACUGCGGUCAGACAGGCCUUUGAUUCAUUCCUUCACAGAGCGUAGGAUUUCAACAACGUUUCAAAUGCA